Osmia lignaria (orchard mason bee) is the source of this 762-nucleotide messenger RNA. RefSeq lists its product as uncharacterized. The record is from RefSeq and is a predicted model, not a curated record. Lineage: Eukaryota; Metazoa; Arthropoda; Insecta; Hymenoptera; Megachilidae.
CUUAAAUCUGAAAAUUUUACGUUUUCUUGUUUAUUUAUUGUAAAUAAAAAUAAUUAAAAUUGUAUAGACAUGUACUAAAACGAUUCUAACUCUUCCUAUUUUCGUGUUACAAUUAAAACGAACUCGAAGUAUAUUACCCCGAUAGUUUUCUUUUUAAAUUCUUAUAUUGCAAAGAAAAUAUUUAACAAACCGAUAAAUUUGCAUCAAAUUCGCAUAUAAUUUUAAAUUUCUUUUUUCAUUUAAUAGCAACAUAUUUUUAUAAUGAUAAUAGUGAUAGUAUACAUAAUGAUCUUACACUAUCGUGGGACAGGAUUAAUGUUAUCAGUAAAUGAUGGUCGUAUUUCUAAAACAUCAAACAUUGACACAAAUAGAGAUUUUGAUAAGUUAGAUACGAGUUUGUUCGAAGCGUAUCCCGUUAUUGUCCCCCAAGACCGGAUAUUGCAAAUAUGCUUAAAAGACAGUUCAUUACUAGAUAAAUUGCAUUCUAAUAAAAAUGAUUGCGAUGACUAUCCUUGUAUGUUUUCAAAAUUAAUUCAAGACGAAUCAAUGAAUUCUGUUGUAUCUAUUGUACGAAACGAAACAACCGAUCGCAUUGAUCGAGAUUUUGAACAAAGCAUACAGGAUUGUAUAGUUUGGUGGAAAUUGUUUAAACACUUUGAUAAAAAUUCAAAUCCUCGUCGUGAAUUGGGUAAAUGUUUAUUUCAAACAUUCUCAUCUAAGUGCAGAGAAGACGUUUUAAAUACAAUAAAAUUACUUUUACUU